CUUUACAGGUAUUCACAGUUUUACACAGAAGAUGAAUUCUGCCACUACAACAUGUUUAAUCAUUAUUUUUUUGGUGGAGAGGCUGCACGUGAAACCUGUAGGAAAUUCUUGUGUCAAGACAGUGGUGAAAAAGUUAUUAUGGUAACUGAUCCCCCAUUUGGAGGUUUAGUGGAAGCACUGGCUUCUAGUUUUAAAAAACUGAUGUCAAUGUGGAAGGAGACAGAGAAGGAAGGUCAUAACAACCAAGAGAUGCCCAUGUUCUGGAUAUUUCCAUACUUCUUUGAGUCUCGUAUUCUGGAAUUUUUCCCAAGCUUCAGUAUGAUGGAUUACCAGGUAGACUAUGAUAAUCAUGCACUUUAUAAACAUGGCAAGACAGGUCGUAGACAGUCCCCUGUCCGUAUCUUCACGAACCUCCCCCCAAGUAUGAUUGUACUUCCUGCAGAAGAGGGUUAUAGGUUUUGCCAUAUAUGUCAGCGAUAUGUUAGUUCUGGUAACCAGCACUGUGAGAUAUGUGAUUCAUGUACGUCUAAAGAUGGUAGACGAUGGAAACAUUGUGUUCUUUGCAAAAGAUGUGUAAAACCCUCGUGGUUUCACUGUAAUAGUUGCAACUGCUGCGCUCUUCCAAACCACACCUGUGAGAAGACUGAUGCUGGCUGUUUUGUCUGUGGCAAGGCAGGUCACAAACGCAGUGCCUGUCCCAGUCUCUCCCACACCAGAACAGCUUCCCAAGCUGGCAAAAAGCAAAGGCAAAAAACUCUAAAGAGGAUAAAGAUGGGGAUCUGUAAAAGAUCAGCUAUGAAGUGUGCCAUGUUCUUUAGGAAGAAA
Pterocles gutturalis (yellow-throated sandgrouse) is the source of this 825-nucleotide messenger RNA. RefSeq names its product zinc finger, CCHC domain containing 4 (gene ZCCHC4). The annotation marks the transcript as partial. Lineage: Eukaryota; Metazoa; Chordata; Aves; Pterocliformes; Pteroclidae. The transcript is spliced from 8 exons. Gene Ontology annotation, biological process: rRNA methylation. Gene Ontology annotation, cellular component: cytoplasm; nucleolus. Gene Ontology annotation, molecular function: zinc ion binding; rRNA (adenine-N6-)-methyltransferase activity; nucleic acid binding. The record is from RefSeq and is a predicted model, not a curated record.